AUGAUAUGUCGUGAACCAGUGGAUGGUUUAUAUGUUAUACCGAGUGCAUCAAAUCCUCAUGAAUGGUUCGGUUUAUUAUUCAUUCGGCGUGGUGUUUAUUUUGGUGCGGUGCUUAGAUUCAUUUUAAUUAUUCCUCAAGAUUUCCCGUCAUCUACUGUUCCGACUGUAAAAUUCAACCAAAAAGUAUUUCAUCCGCAUAUCGAUCCAAAUACCAAUGAAUUAGAUUUGAAUCGUUUCUUUCCAAAUGGGUGGAAGCCUGAAAAUCAUCAUAUAUAUCAUCUUUUACUUAUAUUGCAGCGAACAUUUUUCAAUUUCGAUGUUAAACCAUCUUCUUGUAUAAAUAAAGAAGCAGCUUUCAUGCUAUAUAACGAUAAAGAAGCGUUCAAGAACAACGUUAAAGAUGUGAUUAAUUUAUCACCAUGGGAUGCAUCCGUGCAUGAACCCAUACGUGAGUGGCUUGUUGGUAGUACAUUAAAUGAAAAUCAAACAAGUAUGACGUCAUCAAGACUUGGAGCUUGCUCUAUUUUUAGUAAUGUUGCGCGUGAUUCUGGCUCUAAAGUUGGAUUUUCAUGGGUUUCACCUACCGAUUUAAUAUAUAUGGUGGAAAGGCCUAAUGAUUUUAAAUAUAUUAGUAGGGUAAGUAAAAUUAUUUUUCCACUUAUUUUAUUAUCAUAA
This is a messenger RNA of Dracunculus medinensis (Guinea worm), 675 nucleotides long. Lineage: Eukaryota; Metazoa; Nematoda; Chromadorea; Rhabditida; Dracunculidae. The record is from the annotation of a GenBank genome assembly.